Conger conger (European conger) is the source of this 5968-nucleotide messenger RNA. RefSeq names its product folliculin interacting protein 1 (gene fnip1). Gene Ontology annotation, cellular component: cytoplasm. The record is from RefSeq and is a predicted model, not a curated record. Gene Ontology annotation, molecular function: protein-folding chaperone binding; ATPase inhibitor activity. Lineage: Eukaryota; Metazoa; Chordata; Actinopteri; Anguilliformes; Congridae.
GAGUUAGUUUCAAGGAACUAGGUGUGCUUGUGGAUUGGUAAGAAAGGGAAUUUCUGUACCGAACCUUUUGGUACAAAAUGCCUCCAACAUUGUUUCAGAAACUUUUUAAUAAAAGAAAUGCCUUUUCACCACCUCCGAAGUGCACAAAAGAUGACCACUCGUACAGUUGGCCUUCCCCCGAAUUGGAGCCCGGCCAGAUCAGACUGAUCGUGUACCAGGACGUGAACGACGGGGGAGAAAAUGUCCUGUUCGACUCGAACGCCAAAAAGAGAAGUGCGGAGGAAGCCCCUGGUUCGAAGCCCAGUGCGGACGCCCAGCUCCGGAUGUUUGGGAAGUGCUGUAAGCUCCGGCCAACCGGCGGCAGCUCCAGCUCCCUGGACAGCUGCUCCUCCUCUGCCUCCGAGCCCCGAGAGCAGGGUCCCCACUACACUAGUUCCCGUUGCUCGUCAGACGCCAGCAUGCUGGGGGAGAUGAUGUUCGGCUCGGUGGCGAUGAGCUACAAGGGCUCCACGCUGAAGAUCCACCAGAUACGGUCUCCGCCGCAGCUGAUGCUCAGCAAAGUGUUCACGGCCCGGACAGGAAGCAGCGUCUACGGCAGCCUCAACACGCUGCAGGACAGCCUGGAGUUCAUCAACCAGGACUCCAACUCCCUCCGCCCGGAGCUGACCACGACUGCGGGGGGGUUCCUGGGGAACAUCGGGUUCUCUCAGCUCUGCAGUCCGCGCCGGGCCUUCUCUGAGCAGGGCCCUCUCCGCCUCAUCAAGAGCGCCUCUUUCUUUUCAGGGCACAGUAACCCCAUGGACAUGCCAGGCCGGGGGCUCUAUGACGAGAGAGACAGCGGGAUCGCCAGAUCAGCCUCUCUGAGUAGUCUCCUCAUCACUCCGUUCCCCUCCCCUGGGUCCUCCUUCACCAGUAGCUGUGCGAGCAGCUACCAUAGACGUUGGCUCCGUAGCCAGACCACCAGCCUGGAGAACGGGGUCUUCCCACGAUGGUCGGUGGAGGAGAGCUUCAACAUGUCUGACGAGAGUGCUGGGCCCAGCCUUGGAACAGCGAGGAAGAAGAAGAUCGCUAUUGGUGUGAUUUUCCUGCUGUCGCAAGAGGAAGAGGAGAACGGCAAGUUCCAGGACUUCUUCUUCUCCCACUUCCCCCUGUUCGAGAGCCACAUGAACAAACUCAAGAGCGCCAUCGAGCAGGCGAUGAAGCUGAGCCGCAGGUCAGCUGACACGAGUCAGAGGGUGCUGGCGUACAGCCGCAUGGUGGAUGGGCUGAACGAGUUCAGGACCACCAUCUGCAACCUGUACACCAUGCCCCGCGUGGCCGAGCCCGUCUGGCUCACCAUGAUGUCCGGCGCCCCCGAGAAAAACCAGCUCUGCGGCCAGUUCAUGAAGGAGUUCGCCUUCCUGAUGGAGCAGGCCUCCAAGAACCAAUUCCUCCCGGCGCUCCUCACCGCCGUCCUGACCAAUCACCUGGCCUGGGUCCCCACGGUGAUGCCAAACGGACAGCCGCCAAUCAAGAUCUUCCUGGAGAAGCACUCGUCCCAGAGUGUGGACAUGCUGGCGAAGACGCACCCGUACAACCCGCUGUGGGCCCAGCUGGGCGACCUGUACGGGGCCAUCAGCUCCCCCGUCAGGCUGUGCCGGACGGUGGUGGUGGGCCGGCGGCAGGAGCUGGUCCAGCGGCUGCUGCACUUCCUCACCUACUUCCUGCGCUGCUCGGAGCUCCUGGAGACGCACCUGCUGGAGAGCGCCGAGGACGUGGCCAUCGUGAUGCCCGGCACGCUCAUCACCACCUCGCUCCGCCCCGGCGAGGUGGAGGAGUCCGACUACGUCCUCGUCACCGUGCACAAGCCCAGCGGCGACUACCUGUCCCGCAACGCCCAGCCCGAGAGCGGAUACCCGUCCGACACCAGCUGCCCGGGCAGCGCCUGCACCGACGGGCCCCGCCCCUCCCCGGAGCCCGGCCCGGAGCCCGGCGGCAGCCAGGACUCCCAGAGCGGCGUCCUGCAGCAGGCCCCGUUCCCGCCCGGCGGGGACCCCCCCCAGCCCCCGCCCUGCAAGGAGAAGGCCAGCUGCUGCCGGGACGCUAAGCUGGAGACGGUGGUGCGCGUGGGGUCCGCGUCGCCCCAGGGUGCGACGCUGGAGGUGGAGCCGGGCACGGGGGCGGGGGCGGGGGCGGAGGCGGCGGCGACUCUCGAGGACGCUCCCGACGGCGGGAGUACGCCGAUAAAAGUGUUCCGGUCUCCCGGGAUCCCGCUGGAGAAGAAGCCGCCGGAUAAGAGCCUGUUCCCGGCGGCGGAGCAGGAGGAGGACGAGGAGGACGAGGAGCACGAGGUUCCCGCCUCCAAAGUGACGUUCCUCAUCGGCGACUCCAUGUCCCCGGACUCGGACACGGAGUCGCGGCGGCGCAGGGUGGAGGGGCAGAUGCGGAAGCACAGGAAGCAGAUGCAGCUCCAGCCGCCGGAGGCAGGGGGCGCCGUCGAGCCCAAGCGGGAGCCCAAGCUGCUCGCGGAGGACCAAAGCCAGGCUGGCGAGGGGCACCCGGACAAGCUUCCGCGCGUCCCCAGCGCCCUGCCCCGCUGGAACCCCGAGGACUGCAUGGACCUGUUCGACGAGUACUUCAGCGACGACAACCCCGUGGAGACCAGGACCAUCGACGACGUGUCGAAGAAGCCGGGGGUUUCGGGAGGGGCGGACCGGUCGCAGAAGGAGCCCCCGGACGCCUCGAGGGGGGCGGCGGGGACGGGGACGGGGGCGGGGGCGGGGGCGGUACCGCGGGAGCCCAGCGGACCCUUCGCGUGCGGCGGCCUUUCCGCCGCGCAGGACCAAGGCAUCGUGAUCUCCGUGACCGUCCCGCGCGGGGAGAAGGCGGACCUCAAGCGGGCGACGCCGCUGAACGAGUGGGACAUCCCGCGGAACGAGAGCUCCGACAGCGCCCUGGGGGACAGCGAGAGCGAGGACGCGGGACAGGAGCUCCACCGCGCCGAGGGCGACGGGGACGGGCCCUACUACCCCGACGAGCAGGAGGAGUGGCUGGACGAGGUGGAGGUCCCCUUCCCCGGGCCCAAGCUGGUUGAGAAUUACUCCAAGCCCAGCAUCGCCAACUUCGGGAGGUCGCUGUUCGGAGGGUACUGCCCGACCUACGUCCCGGAUUUCGUCCUGCACGGGCUCCCCAGUGACGAGCGACUUCGGCAGUGCCUGUCGGCGGAACUGGCGCACGCCGUGCAGCAUCCGGUGUUGGACGAGCCCAUCACGGAGGCGGUCUGCAUCAUCGCCGACACCGACAAGUGGACAGUGCAGGUGGCCAGCAGCCAGAGACGGGCCGCGGACUGCAACAAGCUGGGCAAGGAGGUGCUGGUGUCCAACCUGGUGUCCAGUCUGCUCCUCUCCACCUCUCACCUCUACAAACUCAACCUCUCGCCAAACUUUUGCAUCAUGCACCUUGAAGACCGGCUCCAGGAGUUGUACUUCAAGAGCCGAAUGUUGGCAGAGUACCUGAAGGGCCAGACCAGAGUACACGUCAAAGAGCUGGGGAUGGUUCUCGGGAUCGAGUCGAGCGACCUCCCCCUCCUCGCAGCGGUGGCGAGCACGCACGCUCCGUACGUGGCGCAGAUCCUGCUGUAGCCACUAGGGGGCAGCGGACUGCGGAAACUCUGCACCCAGGACCCGUGACGAACGGCAACGACAACAAAAAAAAGGCAUUUGUGGUGCCGACCGCGCCAGCCCAGCUCCGCCCCGCCCCGCCCCGCCCCCACCCCCACCCCCCCACCCCCGCGCAGCCGGGCUCUCCAUGGGCGCCCGCGGAGCCCGCACAGAGUGGCAGGUCCUGUGUAUCGCUCGCUCGCUCGCUCACGGUUGCUAGGAUACGGACGCUGUGUCGCGCGCGGACAGAGGCGCUCCCCGCGCCCUCGCGUUACUGACUGAGGCUCCGCGGAGAGACGCGCCGGGCCUACCCGCCGGCGGAGAAUGUUCUCACUUAUCUAGAAUGUUCUACUCUUGUUUUACAUCCAGAGCAUAUUUUUACACUUUUUUUUUUUCGUUUUUUUGUUUUUGUUUUAGUUUUAGAUGGACAAUGCCAAAGAGGAGUCGCAAACUGCACUUUUCUUUCGAAGAAUAAUGAGGAAACGACGAUACUAAAUCAUAUUUUGCUGUAUUAUCAUGUUGUAUCUUCUUUUAAUCCAUAAAGAAACAAGGAAGAGGAAAAAAAAAGUUUGGCUCAUCAUAGUAAAUAUGGACAAAGAGCCCUGACUUGCCAAUUAUAUUUUUGCUAUUAUAUUUUUGUCAUUUUACUUCACUUGUCCCGAAGCGCCACAUUGCUUCACAAGAUUUCUGAACAAAUAAUGAAAUUAUGAGAUGAAAAAUUUCAGAACAUUUUUUUUUUUUUUUUGAGAAUGCCCAAAUAGGUUGCAGUACAAGUUGUAAUGACAAAGCGUGUGGUGGCGUUUAACGCUGAACGCUCCCGCGCGUGCAGUACUACCUCAGAUCUUUUGUGGGUGUUUGUCAGCUGCAUUAUUUGGCUUAAAAGGGAAAUAUUUGGGUCAUGCCCUGCGAGAUUAUCCAACUCUCACAUCGGCGUGAUCUUUACUGAAGUCAUAGCUCCAGAUUUCACAUUUGCAUCUUGAAUGAGGUUUUUAUAUUAGUGUCGAUGUAUUAGGGAUUAUUGAUUAUCGAUUGUCUGUGGGCUUUUUUGUGCUGCCCAGUCCUUCUUUGAACAACAUUGAGAAGCGUAUGAAUUCCCCGCAAACAUUAAUAAUGGCCAGUAAUAUAGUGAAUAGGGUGAGUCUUUUUAAUAUUACAGUGAGAUUGUGUCAAUAACCGUACAAAGAUCAAAAGUUGCAAAGUCUUAAACUGGGUAGGCGCAAAAAGUGCUAAAUACAGUAAGUAAUUAAGUCAUAUUUCAGACAAUGUUUUGUAAGAUAUGAAUUUGAAAUUUCAGGGAUGACAUAAUGGUAGGAAAUGAUAGGAUUAAUAUUGUUCAUUUAUAACAGUAUAAAAACGCAUGAUUUACAGAAUAAAAUAGGUAUGAAGCAGAUUGAAACUGAGCUAGGAGAUAUUAAUUGGGUCCAUUUAUGUGCAAACAUUGAAUACUAUGUUGACCUGCCAUGAAAGUACCCAUUUGGCUUUGCUUUGAAAUAGAUCUGUCAACAAAAAACCCCCCAGAAAAUAAGAUUCUGUAUGCUAUAGCGAAGGGAUGCUACCAUGGUCAUUAAAAACCUCCCUCUUUUCAGACUUCUAAAGGCACAAUAUUUUAUACUUGCAGUGAAAUUCUUUAAGGGAAUAUCACUGAAAUCUUACAUUAUAUUUACAUGCUUCACUUCUUAAGUAUUUCUCACAAUAAUUUAGAUGUGUCAUCCCAUGUUUAUGCAUGUUUGAAACGGAAGUAAUUAAUCACUAUACCUUCAAAUCACAAUUACAUUUAUUUACCAGUUUUGUUUAUAGGAUUAAAUAAUACAAUCAUUGGAAGCACUAACAAAAACAAAACACUUUUUAUAUGAUAGUGAAAUGCUGCAAAAGACAAAUGUAAAUGGCAGGUUUAUUUUUACAAAUAUUUCUACUAUCCAUGGCACACGUUUUGCAUUUGAUUUUGAGAGCUGUGCUGUUCUGAGGUAACGUCAUGCAUCUGAGUCUUAACUGGUGUGUGGCAUGAAGGAAUUCAGUGUCUGUUCACAAUUUAUUUUCCGGCUAAGAUUCUGCUUUAAAAAUAUUUGGCCACCGCAGGAGUUACGUUUUGUAAAACAUUUGAUUAUUUCUCUUUUAAAUUAUGUAUUUAUAUCUAUAUUUCUCAUUAAAGGUAUAGUUAAAUUAUUUAGUAUAGAGUAUAUAACAGUUUCAUGUUAAUUGUACAUAUUGUUUUCCAUUUGUAUUCAAUUAUUUGUACAUACUGUACCUUAAAUAUGCAUUGUUUUCCUUAAUAUCCUUUCCCAAUUUUAUGGGAAUGUUGUGCAAUAAAAAUGCCAAUGUUACAUAUUUCA